Messenger RNA from Alosa alosa (allis shad), 1875 nucleotides. It is a transcript of the gene gxylt1b, whose product is annotated as glucoside xylosyltransferase 1b. Lineage: Eukaryota; Metazoa; Chordata; Actinopteri; Clupeiformes; Clupeidae. The coding region runs from base 167 to 1465 and encodes 432 amino acids. The transcript has 7 exons. Gene Ontology annotation, molecular function: UDP-xylosyltransferase activity. Gene Ontology annotation, biological process: protein O-linked glycosylation via N-acetylgalactosamine. The record is from RefSeq and is a predicted model, not a curated record.
CCCUCGCAACGCCUGAAUGCGGUGGGGGAUGGUAGUGUCUGUUCGCUUGGCACCUCAAGACUACUCAUGGCGACUACAAUUGCCAUGAGCUUUUGUUGAUCGGGUUGGCCUGUCUCUGAUUCGGCUGUCAUGAAUCUGAGAGCUAAACCACAAUUAAAUAACCAAGAUGCGGCGAUACGUUCGUGUUCUAGCGUUAUGCAUAGUGUUUGCGAUUGUCUCCGUGCUGUAUGUGUUCAGCAAUCUUUCCUCUUUGGGGACCUCCGUAGCCGUUGUUGGGGGUCUUGCUUUCUCACGACCCUCUUCACUACAAAGUGACGUCGGGAAGAUAGCUAGGCGAUGGCCGGAGACAAGGGGCCCGGUGGACCUGCAGGAUUACAGGCAAGGUGCUGGUGGGGACACUGGCUCCCCCUCUACUCCCCCUACCCGUCCUCCUCCUCCUCCAUCUCCUCCUGAGAGGAGGCGCAGGCGUGAGGAGGAGCCCAUGCAUCUGGCGGUGGUGGCGUGCGGAGACCGGCAGGAGGAGACGCUGACGAUGCUCAAGUCUGUCGUGCUGCUCAGCGCAGGGCCCAUGAGCUUCCACGUCUUUGCCGAGGAGCAGCUGCACCAGGGCUUCAGAGAUGAGCUGGACUCCUGGCCCAGUCUCCACCGGUCCAAGUUUAACUACACCAUCUACCCCAUCAGCUUCCCUGGAAAGCAUCAGGAAGAGUGGAAGAAACUGUUCAAGCCCUGUGCCUCGCAGAGGCUCUUCCUGCCGAUCCUCCUGAAGGACGUGGACUCGUUGCUGUACGUGGAUACGGACAUCCUGUUCCUGCGUCCGCUGGAGGACGCGUGGGCGCUGCUGUCCCGCUUCAAUGCCACGCAGCUGGCGGCCGCGUCCCCCGAGCACGAGGAGCCGCGCAUCGCCUGGUACAACCGAUUCGCCCGACACCCCUACUACGGCACCACUGGGGUCAACUCCGGGGUCAUGCUCAUGAACCUCACCAGGAUCCGAGCUGCCCUCUUCAAGAAUGACAUGACGUCCGUGGGCCUGCACUGGGGAGAGCUCCUGUUGCCGCUGUUCCACAAGUACAAACUCAACAUCACAUGGGGAGACCAAGACCUCAUCAACAUCAUCUUCCACCACAACCCUGAAAACUUGUACGUCUUCCCAUGCCAUUGGAACUUCCGGCCAGACCACUGUAUCUAUGGCAGCAAUUGUGAUGCUGCCAAACAAGAGGGCGUGUUCAUUCUCCAUGGCAACCGAGGAGUGUUCCACGACCCCCGGCAACCGGCGUUUAGAGCUAUCUACGAUGCUAUCAGAAAGCACCCUUUGGAGCAGGAUCUGGUGAGCUCACUCCUGCUUCCCUUAGAGAUCAAACUGAACCAAACCACUCACACGUACUGUGGGAAGGUCCACCACUUGUUCACACAGAACUUUGGGCCAACCUUAAUAGACCUCCAAAGAUCCAGAGACCAAGAUGGAUGACCUGAGGAGGAAGACGAGGAGAAGGAGGAAGGAGAUGAUUGUUGAUCCAUCUGUUCACCCCUAUCACAUCCAUGUCCUCCACCGUGAGAGACAUGACGUGGUGGAAGGUCAGUGUUCGCGAGUAAGGCAGUGUCUUUGUUUUGAGAAGAUCUGAACGGGUAUGUACUGUACGUGCACUGACAGACACAUGCAAACACACAGACGGCCACUAAUACGUAAAGAUCUGAACAAAUACUGAGAAUAGUGAGGAUGGGACUAGUCUUCUAACUGGUCUUUCAUUCAGGUGUGAUAUGAAUGAAUGUUGACGUAACAUGGACUGGUCUAUCUUAGACAUACACUUCAUGUAUUAGUUUGUUGGACUGGUCUAACACAAUUAGUUUGUUGGACUGGUCAAUAUGUAUAUGUAUGUU